CUUACAAACACUUCCUGCAUGAUGAAGCAACCACACACUCAACAAGACGAACUCGUCUUCGUGAACAUAUCGCGACCCGAUGAAAUCAAGACCGCCUCCACCCAACGCACCAUCCGACGUACGGUCAUGCGGGACAUUGGGAGAUCGCGUCGGACACAGCGAAAGCCACGAACUUGGGCCUUGUCCGUGAGACAGCCCGUCAAUCCAAGCACAACGGCCGUCGAUUCUCUUCCAUCAUUGACAAACACGAGCAUUCCAGCUUCUAUUGACCCAUGCAAUACCGCUUACUACCCCGUUGAUCUCGACGACCGAGGACUGCAGCUGAUGCACUUCAUGACAAGUGACAAGGACUACGUUUUCCGACCGUUUCGCUCCGUCUGGUUCUCCAUGGCGCUGACAGAUCCCAGCGCCAUCUUCGUGGCCCUGGCGAACGCGGCUAUGUUCUGUGACCAACGAGUCCGCGCGCAGGAGUUCAGAUAUGAGACAAGCUCCGAGUGCUUAGCGUACUACGGAAGAUGUGUGCGGCAAGUAAGGGCCCGGCUGGGAAGCGUCAAGGAAAGUCUCAGCGAAGGUGUGAUUACCGCUAUUCUGGGAUUGAUCUGUCAUGAUCUUUAUGUUGGAAUGGGCGAUCGAUGGAACACUCAUUUCACCGGCCUUGAGCGUAUCAUUCGAUGUAGAGGAGGCUAUCAUGAUCUCAGUCCUAAUGUGGCUUUAUUCGCCUUUUGGCUUGAUGUUGUUGGGAGUGUGGCAGAGGAUACUCGUCCUCGAAUGCCAAAGCCAUCUGGGCUUGCAGCAUACUUGGAUGCGGCUCCCCCCGAUGUUAUAGCGCCCUCGCUAAGAGGCCUGCUCGACGAUUUGUCUAUGAGGGACGGGGCGUUCUGUGAUGUGGUGAUUGCCUUCUACUACGUGACAUCCGUCGCGAUCGCCGUUGAAGAAUGUGACUCUGAGCCAUCCUGGCAGCGCGAAGACAGUCUCACCAUAAUUAAACUGUUCGGACCAGCAACACAUUUCCUUCUGUCCAUGACGAGGCCAAUGGAUCUUGAUUCCAGCCCGCAAGGAACUCAAUUCCUUAGAGAAGCCAUACGUUUGGCUCUCCUGCUGUUCCUUGCAGCUUUGAAGAGAGACGUUUUUCGGUUCACUUCAAGCGAAUGGCCAUACCUGCAGCGCAAAUUCACAGCUCUUGUUGCUUUCCUACCCGUGAAUAAGUAUGAUGCUCUAUGUCUUAGGCUAUACCUUUGGGCGCUGGUGACCGUCUCACUAAUCGCGGACGCGGAAAGAAAUGAUUUGCAUAUAGCGGAAAUCAGGUCCGCAAUCAGUUCUCUAGGCAUCGAUGUCAAUGACGCUUUGAAAUUAGUUAAGAGCAUCCUCUGGGUUGACGCGUUGCACAUUCAGACCGACCAGUUCAUUUCGCAUUUAUCUAAGUCAACAUGUACCUAG
Messenger RNA from Aspergillus uvarum CBS 121591, 1437 nucleotides. RefSeq lists its product as uncharacterized. Bases 19 to 1437 code for a protein of 472 amino acids. The record is from RefSeq and is a predicted model, not a curated record. The transcript is spliced from 4 exons. NCBI's taxonomy places the organism in Eukaryota, Fungi, Ascomycota, Eurotiomycetes, Eurotiales, Aspergillaceae.